Molecule: messenger RNA, 2336 nt
Organism: Aethalodelphis obliquidens (Pacific white-sided dolphin)
Lineage: Eukaryota; Metazoa; Chordata; Mammalia; Artiodactyla; Delphinidae
Gene: NEU4
Product: neuraminidase 4
Biological process (GO): ganglioside catabolic process; oligosaccharide catabolic process
Cellular component (GO): membrane; cytoplasm; intracellular membrane-bounded organelle
Molecular function (GO): exo-alpha-sialidase activity
Source: RefSeq, a predicted model, not a curated record
CCUGGGCCCGCGCCCGCAGAGCAUGGGGCCCUGCGUGUCCCCGCGUGGACCGUGCUCUUCCAGGGCGAGAGGGCCGGCCUGACGUACCGCGUGCCCUCACUGCUGCCCGUGCCCUCCGGGCCCACCCUGCUGGCCUUCGCGGAGCAGCGGCUGAGCCCCGACGACGCCCACGCCCACCGCCUGAUGCAGAGGACCGGCAUGCUGGCUGGGGGCUCCGUGCGGUGCGGCACCACGGGCGUGCUGGGGACAGCGGUCCUGGACGAGCACCGCUCCAGGGACCCCUGCCCGGUGCACGUCGCGCGCACGGCCAGCUUACUCUUCAUCGCCGUGCGCGGCCGCACCCGCGAGGCCGCGCAGAUCGCUGCGGGCGAGAACGCCGCGCACCUCUGCGGCGUGACCUGCAGCUGGGGCCUGACCACCAACUGCCCUCGGGGCCACUCCGACCCUGGCAUGUGGAAGCUGACCCAGGGGUCACCUAGGCCCUGGCAGGGUGGUGGUGCUGGCCCCCGUCUUCCCCGUCCCCCAGGGUGGUGGUGCUGCCAUCGGGGGUACCAGCAGCCCCUCCUCCCUGCAGACUGGGCCACGUUUGCCGUCGGCUCCAGCCAUGGCAUCCGGCUGUGCUCGGGCCGCCUGCUGGUGCCGGCCUACAUGUACCGCGUGGACCGGCGAGAGUGCUUUGGUGAGAUCUGCGGGACUGGCCCCCACUCCUUCCGCACCUGGCACCACGGGGGCCUCGUGCCCAACCUGCGCUCGGGCGAGGGCCAGUUGGCGGUGGGGGACAGGGGGCAGGCUGGUGGCAUCCUCUACUGCAGUGCCUGGAGCCCUCUGGGCAGCCACAUGCAGGUGCUCAGUGUAGACGAGGGCGCCUCCUUCCUGCCUGGGGAGCUGGUGCUCGCCCUGGCUGGGGCCGCCGGGGGCUGCCAGGGCAGCAUUGUGGGCUUUCCGGCCCCGCCCUCCAGCAGGCCGGAGAAUGAAGGGUGCACCAUGGGUACCAGGAACACCCUCCACCCUCCACACCUCUGCCCUGGGCCCCAGGAACCCCCAGAGGAAGAGGGUGCUGGAGAUACCCGAGGGGGCGGGGGGCUGGGUGGGACGGAGGGAUGUGGGGAUGGCUCCGGUGAGCCCGGCCCAGGGCCUGGGCUUGGGGGGAACAGGGGGACCUGGACCCCCGAGCUCCCGGUCCCCUCGGCCUUGUCUCAGAGCCCCACAUGGCUGCUGUAUUCCCACCCGGUGGGGCGCAGGGCACAGCUGCACAUGGGCAUCUGCCUGAGCCGGUCGCCCCUGGACCCCCACAGCUGCCCGGAGCCCUGGGCGAUCCACGAGGGCCCCAGUGGCUACUCUGACCUGGCGUCCAUCAGGCCCACCCCCGAGAGAGCCCUGACCUUCGCCUGUCUGUACGCGAGUGGGACCGGGGUCUCCUAUGAGGAGAUCGCCUUCUGCAUGUUCUCCCUGCAGGAGGUCCUGGGGAACAUUGGGGCGGGCACUGGGCAUCCCAGCCUUGGGGACAAGCCUCUGGGGCGCUGCUGGCCCUCCUGAUGGGCCUCUGGCCAGGCCUGGCCCCGGGUGCCCAGGAGGAGCGGGGAGGGGAGCAGGGGCGGAGGAUGCUGGGAGGUGGCGGGGUGGGGGCGUCUGUGACCCCAGGCCUGUACGGGGCUCCAUCCUGGAGAGGCGCCUUUGCUCCUUGGCUUCUCCAAGGAGGUUCGUGAGGGUGAGUGUUUGUGUGGGACCUCAUUGAAUUUCACAGAAGCUCAGUUGUAACAGUCUCCAAGCAGGGCUGGUCUUUAGGAAGGAGGUGUACAGCCGGAAGGGAGGGUGGCCUGGAUGGCCCAGGGUGGACGGGCGGCUGGCCCUGCAUGGCCCACCCUGCCCCCUCCCAAGGCUGACAGCAGGGGCUGGGGCGUGUGGCAGUGGGAGCGUGGCACCGGGAUCCUUUGCUUAGCCCGCGGUGCUUGGUCGCCUGUACCAUUUUCCUCUUUCCUCUUGCUCUGCUGGCUUUUUUCUGGCUUAUGAACAAGAAAUAAAGGGAUCCUGCUGUCUCUCCUCAGUUCUUUCCACGUCGAAGCCUGGGGAGGGUCCCCAGUGCUCUAGCCACGUCACUGUGGGGUCUGCCCCCCUUAGCUAGACUCUCCAGUGCUGGGGGCUGCCAGCCACGGGGCAGGGGGACAGGCAAAGCCUUCUCUGCGCGGCAGCCCCAGAUGUGCCUGGUCUGCACUGCCGGCCGGCGGGGCUGGUGGGGAGCGUGGUGGCUGCCCCUCCCUGGAUGGGUCACCUCCCAGGACCGGCCCUCUGUGCCCUCGUGGAAGCACCUUCUUAUUUCCUCUUCUUUGUAACAUCUU